AUGGAUUCCCCAGAAAAUACUGAAGAAGACAGUACGGUUCAGAAUCCCUGGUUGAAGAGUUGUCUCGAAGACUGGGACGAUCUUGAGAAAGAGUAUCCUCAGUUAGAGGAGGAUCAUCGUACAUAUCAGAAACGUUUGGCUGAAAUGAUUGAAGUGCAACAAAAAUGUUUAAAACACAUUGCACAUCACAGAUAUCGUAUGAAGAAAAUUCAAGAGACAUUAAAACGGAAUAUUAAAGAAAAAGAUUUGAAUCCUGAAGACAAGUCAGACAUGAAGGAAUUACAGCAGAAACUCAAAGACAGAAAAGAAAUAUUUCGGGAAUUAGAAGAAUGUCUGCCUCACAAAAAUGGGUUAUACUUGAGUAUUAUUCUUGGACAAGUCAAUGUUUCACUUCUCAACAAAGAUGACAAGUUUAUAUACAAACAUGAGUAUGAGCAAUUUAAACUUGUGGUCAGCUACAUUGUGAUGGGUUUGUCCUUCAUUCAAACAUUUUUUGGAAAAUACAGAUGGGUUGAUUCAAUUCUUCAUUUCUUAUUGGUGUGGUAUUAUUGUACACUAACCAUCAGAGAAAGUAUUCUUGUUGUGAAUGGUUCACGAAUUAAGGGCUGGUGGAUGACUCAUCAUUUUGUUUCUACAGUUUGUGCUGGGAUCUCUCUAAUCUGGCCAGAUGGUUGGUCGUAUCAAACUUUCCGAACACAAUAUGUUCUUUUUAUUUUAUAUCUGAGUUUUGUGUAUAUAGUACAAUGUUACUAUCAAAAUGGUUGCCUGUAUCGUUUGCGUACUUUAGGUAAAAGACAUGGCAUGGAUAUAACUGUUGAGGGUUUCAUGUCAUGGAUGUGGAAAGGACUGGUCUUUCUCUUACCACUUCUGUUUUUUGGUUAUUUAUUCCAAAUGUAUAAUGCUUAUGUCUUGUGGAAUCUUACUUACGAUAAACGAUGUACUGAGUGGCAGGUAUUUGCUCUGAGUGUUAUUACAUUCAUGCUAGCUUCUGGCAAUACUCUCACAACUCUCAUUGUCAUCAGAGACAAACUCAAAAAAGAUGGCUUCAUCACACUGAGAAGCUUCCGAAACAAAUAUGGCUUCAUGAGAAACACUGAACGACACCCGCCAGCUACAAGUGAAGAUGCUCCAACAGAAAAUAGUCCUGAAAACAACCGGUGA
Molecule: messenger RNA, 1161 nt
Organism: Acanthosepion pharaonis
Lineage: Eukaryota; Metazoa; Mollusca; Cephalopoda; Sepiida; Sepiidae
Source: the annotation of a GenBank genome assembly